UUCAACAAGUUCGACCUAAAUCAUCUGGGAAAAUCUCUAUUUGUAGUGUUGUAACUACUAAGAGCGCAGAACUAUAUAUAUAUGCCGACUAAAUAGACGCGCUAUAGCCAGUAGACAGUCUGUAAUAAAAGUCUGAGGGACCAUCUGCGACAGGGCGACCAGAGACAUCCCACUGCACUGGGAGUCCAGAUCACUAUAGCCAUUGGGCUGGUGGAGACACUUUUCGUCAUGGUCACUCUUACCUGCACACCGGUGUCAGGGUGGUUUUGGUGGACAGCGCAAACACAUGCAACCGCCAAAGGGAAGCCUGUGGACAGUCAGUGUGUGGCCCAUGGUGAGGCCGGGCGGUGUGACUUCUACAAGUGUUUCGAAGAUCGCCUUCCAUGUGGAGAGCAAGGAUACAUGAUCAAAUACGGACAACCCUACUGCGCUCGCUUUGAGCGAGUCUACACAGCAUUCUCUCCCCAGGGUCAAGAUUUUAUCAAUGGCACCAGUCAGUGUCUGACCCGCGGUCUGUUGCACUUGUACCGGACGGACACGGUGGACUGUCACCGGCUGUCGCACGAUGCAUUUGAUCUCAUCUCCUCCUGCUACUCCGCCAACGGCUUCUGUGACGUCGUCAAGGAGAACGCAGCCGUGUUUGCUGAUGUCUUUCAGGCACGCCAUCUCUUCAUGCAUGGCGCCCUCAAAAUAUGGAAGGAAAUCAUGGAGAUCAUCUACCAGUGUAAUCCAGACCAGAUCCAUAAGUUUGCAAGCUUUGCCAUUGGCAUUUCAAAUCGUCUGUGGAAUUCUGGCGAUUCCUCUGGACAUUCCUAAUCUGCAGGGCAUUUGAAGGCUGAUGAUGGAGAAGUGUGACAAUCUGUACAGCAGACCAUUCAGGUGGACUGUUUUGUAAAUCAUUGGGAGACUAAGAACAAAUGCUUCCUGAUUAGCGUCACCUACCAUCCGCCAUAUCUCUGUGCAAGGUUUCACUGAUUAAAAAGCUAGUGCACUCUGGA
Messenger RNA from Pomacea canaliculata, 998 nucleotides. RefSeq lists its product as uncharacterized. The transcript is spliced from 4 exons. Gene Ontology annotation, cellular component: extracellular region. Gene Ontology annotation, biological process: intracellular calcium ion homeostasis. The record is from RefSeq and is a predicted model, not a curated record. NCBI's taxonomy places the organism in Eukaryota, Metazoa, Mollusca, Gastropoda, Architaenioglossa, Ampullariidae. Bases 229 to 816 code for a protein of 195 amino acids. Gene Ontology annotation, molecular function: hormone activity.